ACCCGAUUUUUUGAAAUCGGUGCCAAUUCCUAAUUCGCGCACAUGCCCUUCAGCUGUCAAAAACAGCUGACUUUUGUUUUUACUUUACAUCGCGUACAAAAUGUUGAUUUUAGGAAAUCUGCGGUUAAUAACAAAAUUAAGUCAAAAUAAUGCAAAAAAGUUUAUUUUCGUGCCGCAGAUUGUGCGUGAACUACGUAAUCAGCCAUGGCAGCGACCAGCAGUUAGCGCAUCAAACGAUAUAGAUGAGCAAGUCAAUCCCCCUAUACGACCCGCGCAGACUGAACCGCGUGACACAACAGGCAUUACGGAAGUAGUAAAUAAAUAUUUAAAAAAAGAAUUGCAACAAAUCGAAAAUUACCAAGCCACAAAUGAAACAUCAUCGAGUAAAAGCGCUGCACCAAGCCAACAUUUGCCCGCCAGCGAUGAUGAUUUUGUUGAUGAAGCCGAUUCGGUAGCCGUUGGUCAAGCUAAAAAGGAUUAUGUUCCCACAUUCAAUUUGGCUGCAUAUGUCAACAAAUCUCCUACGCUACAGCAGUUUAUCCAACUGGGCGUAGACUUGAGUAGUAUAGAGAGACGUAAAGGCUUGGCUAAAUUUGUACUGGGCCUGGAUUUCGAAAAAAAUGUGAAACCAUAUCUCUACUUUCUACAGGAUCAAGGGGUACCAGCAGCGGCCUUUGGUGAAUUUCUCACGAAAAAUCCGUUAAUUUUUAAAGUGGAUAUAAAUGAUUUGCAAACGCGUGUUAACUACUUAGAAUCCAAAAAUUUCACAGCUGAACAACGCCAACGCAUAUUCACCCGAAAUCCUUAUUGGCUGAUGUUUUCAACGCAACGCAUUGAUCGGCGGCUUGGACACUUCCAGAAAGAAUUUCGACUGAGCGGUGAUGAUGUGCGAUUUUUAACAUCGAAACAACCGCGGCUGAUAACUUACAGCAUGGAGCAUAUACGCAAAUCAUCGUUUUGUAUACGCGAGGAAAUGGGCUUCGAUAAGGAUGAAAUUAAGUGCUUGCUCUUGAACAAGCCACGAUUGUGGAUGAUGAAAUCUGACGAUCUAAUUGAACGUUUUGCUUAUGCACACCAAACAAUGCAGCUAUCGCAUGACAUGCUAAUACAGUUUCCUGAAGUGCUGACAUCGCGCGAGUUCCGCUUACGACAGCGUCAUGAGUUUCUUGUUACACUAGGUCGUGCGCAAUACGAUCCCGAGAAGGAUUUGUAUGUCUCACCAAAAGAUUUAGUCAGUGGUAAUGAUUUUCAAUUUGUACGUCAAGUGGCAAAGAGCGAUCUGGAAACAUAUGAGCUAUUUUUAAAGACGCGAUAGUGCAUAUACGGAUUGAAAAUUC
This is a messenger RNA of Rhagoletis zephyria (snowberry fruit fly), 1337 nucleotides long. It is a transcript of the gene mTerf3, whose product is annotated as mitochondrial transcription termination factor 3. Gene Ontology annotation, biological process: mitochondrial ribosome assembly; regulation of DNA-templated transcription; mitochondrial transcription. Gene Ontology annotation, molecular function: double-stranded DNA binding. NCBI's taxonomy places the organism in Eukaryota, Metazoa, Arthropoda, Insecta, Diptera, Tephritidae. Gene Ontology annotation, cellular component: mitochondrion. The record is from RefSeq and is a predicted model, not a curated record.